This is a messenger RNA of Lindgomyces ingoldianus, 971 nucleotides long. RefSeq lists its product as uncharacterized. The transcript has 3 exons. The record is from RefSeq and is a predicted model, not a curated record. Lineage: Eukaryota; Fungi; Ascomycota; Dothideomycetes; Pleosporales; Lindgomycetaceae. The coding region runs from base 13 to 819 and encodes 268 amino acids. Gene Ontology annotation, cellular component: outer membrane.
CUGCGGAUGGCCAUGGCGGAAGAAACUGGCGCUUUCGUGGAACUUGGCCUCAUAGGCCUGGAUAAAGUUGCUGAAAAAUAUCACCAUAAAUUUCCCGGACGAUUCGGCAGGAGAAAGAAGAUUAAGAAGCAGCUGAGAACGCAUUCAGAGCCAAGAGUGUUGAGAGAUCGUGAAGACUCUGAUUCGGAGUCUGACGACGAUGACCAUAGGUCGAUGUAUGUGCCAGACAGUGACAGGGACAGAGACCGUGAUAAGAGGGAAGAUAGGGACAGAGACGCUUCAUAUGCGUCUCGUGCUGGAGAUACUGGGGGUGGUGUGUACUAUCCUGCUUCCUCCGCUAGUGACAGGGCGGUUCUGCGAGGAGGUGGUCGAGCAUAUGGGUACUUGGGCGGAUAUCAGGCUGCUCCUCGGGGACCAUCACCAGCCCCUAGAGUCGCCCCACGGCCUGAGACAUCAAAGUAUGACGGAUAUGAACCAUAUCCCCGUGGUCGCGCCUUGCCCUCACGACGGCGUUCGUUCUCUCACUCUCCUCCCCGUCACUCCCACCGGCUUCGUUUCCACUCCCCAUCUCGGCAGCGUGUGCGCUCAAAGUCGCCCAGCCAUCAUCGAGCCACCGCUACCAUUGUAGGAGCUCUAACUGGAGGCUUCCUUGGGAACCAGGUCAACAAGGGCAGCACGUUGAUGACGAUCGCAGGUGCCGUGGUUGGCGGGCUUGGUGCUCGAGAGGCCGAGAAGGCCUACGACAGGAGGAAGGACAGGGAGUUUGAGGAGGAGGAGCGCCGGGAGGAGCGUCGGCACAGGAAGCGCGACUCCUACUAAACCAGACUAAACAUAAGAACUAGGAAUGGGAAGGACAAGUAUCCUGGAUCCCUCACGGACGCGUCGGCGUCGAUACGAGGAUGAAUUGACGAAAUUACAACGGCCAGUGGUAUGGGUACGGCUUGCUGACCUAGGUGCAUGCUAGAUAAUCU